CUAAAAAUACAAAAAAAUUAGCUGGGUGUAGUGGCGGGCACCUGUAAUCCCAGCUACUUGGGAGGCUGAGACAGGAGAAUUACUUGAACCCGGGAGACGGAGGUUGCAGUGAGCCGAGAUCGUGCCAUUGCACUCCAGCCUGGGUGACAGAGCAAGACUCUGACUCAAAAAAAAAAAAAAGAAUUUCACCCUUCUCUGUAUAUGUCUCCUUUAAGGAGCUACCCCAUUCUGGGAAAGCACAGUUGGUACCACGUGAAAAGGUGCCCCCAUCACCACAUUUACAAAGCAUGAGAUCAGGAAUUUAAAAGGCACUCUCACUGCCUCCCAUCUGCCUCCCCCACCCUUGUCUGAUCCCCUCUUCCCACCACGUGUGUCCUCUCCUCCUUCCUUCAGUUUCACACAAGAUCCAAUUCUCUCAGCCCCCAGCAUGGGUUGCCUCCUGGUUGUGUCUCCUUGACUCAGCCCAUUCCUGGACAACAACAGCUCCUUCCAUGGCUUUACUUAGCUCCCUGGACCUCGCCUUCCAGGUCUUCUUAAGCAGCUCAACCCACCCCUAGUCCCACCUUCAAGGAAUGAACUUGUGUAAUAUUCUCUCUGAUCCUUUUGCAGUUAUGCAUAAUGACUGGGUUUUCAUGCUUAUGAAUGAGAUGUGCCUCCCUCAAACAUUGUUAUACAUCAGCACAUUAUGCAUCUGACAUGAGAAAAAAAAUUCUCCCUUGCUUGAAAACACUUUUGCAAAUUCUCAUCUAUGUGGAAAACAAAACAGAGAGGAAGUAGAGAUGAUGAGUGUGGACAACUCAUUUUGAAAAGUUGGGGUGAGAAGGAGAAAAUUGAGAUUGGGCUGUUCUUAGGGGGGAUAAGGUGUGCGGGAGUAGACUUGCUUGCUGUACCCUAUACCCAUUCUCCCUCCUGGUACAUUAAUAGAGCCUCUGUGUUUAGCUGGUAUAUUAGGGCAUUCUUGUAUUGCUAUAAAGAAAUACUUGAGACUGGGUAAUUUAUAAAGAAAAGAGGUUUAAUUGGUUCAUUAAUUUAUAAAGAAAAGAUCUCGUGUGAACUAAAGUGUGAGCUCACUUAUCACCAAGGAGAUGAUCCAAGCCACUCACAAGGGAUCCGCCCCCAUGAUCCAAACAUCUUCCACCAGGCCCCACCUCCAGCAUUGGGGAUUACAUUUCAACAUGAGAUUUGGGCAGGGACAAAUAUCCAAACGGUAUCAACUGGGUACCAGAAUAAUGGCUGAUCCCCAGCCUUCCUUGCAGCUAAGCAUGGCCAUAUUGCCAAAUUCUGGCCUGUUGGGAGGUGAGUGGAAGUCAAACCCUCAUGUGGAAGGGCUCUCCAUCUCCCCAUCCCUCUUUUCCGAUGCUGCUUACAGCAGUGAGAGUUAUCAUGAACUGUGGAGACAAGGCCACACCUAGGAAUGGUGGAGUGAGGACCCUUAAGAAGCUGAGGUCCUUGCCACUAAGGUACUGCCUUGCCAGCUUAUGUGAGAAAUAAGUUAACUUUCAUCUUGUUUGAGCUUUUUAAGUGGAUUUGAUUAUUUGGGGCCUUUACAGCAGUCAAACAUGCUUCCUAAUUAAUAGUGGUGGAUAAAAGGAUCUUCACUUUCUUAUCUUUAAUGAAUUUUGAACAUAGUCUGAUGUCAAUUGGAAGAAUCCGGGAAAAAGUGAAGUUGAAAAUACAGAGUGAUCUGGAGUGAUGGUUAAUGCAAGUGUCCUGAAAAGAUUGCUACCUCUGGGACUGUCCCCAGAAGAGGACCCAGAACAUGGAGACAUGUGUCAUGUAGCCAACUGUCCUGGGCUGCCUGCUGUGUUGUCUCCCAGGACUUCUCCAGCUCCAUUUACAGUCUGGCUCCUGGGCCUUUGGAUCCCAGCAGUGUCCGAGCAGGGGCUCAAAGGACAGCCCCACCGUGGGGGAUCAGCCCUAGAAGCUGUCACUACAUCUCCAACGGACGCAACUAUUUUCCAGGAACACCAGGGGAGAGAGACAACAACAGCACAGUGGCCCCGGACGGUGACCCUUGGACUGAAGGAACCUACAGAUGUGGUUUUUUUGGUGACAUUUUACAUGCAACUCCAGAUUUCGAACUCUUUUUGGAGAAGCAGGCGAUCUGGCAACAGUCGUUUUGGAUUCUCAGAAGGCAAUAAAGAACGGCUGCCACCUUCCGAGGGGCAUGGUGGGUGCCCUGUUCUGCUAGAAUUGCCAACACGCCUAUCGUCUUAGACUUGCCCGAGGUGUUGCAGUUAGAGACUCUGCCUCCCUGAUUCACGCUCCUGCCUGGUGCCCAUGGGCUUGAAGUUGCUCCCCUUGGAGUGGGGUGAGGCUGUGCAGACACUUCUCAUACACCUCCCCUGCAGACAGCGAGCUCCUGGAACACAAGUCACAUGCAUUUCAUUUCCUGCUCUCUUGCUACCACCCAACAUGGGCUCUCAAUACACGUUGAAGGCAAGGAUCAAUGAAUAAAUGGGCAACUAUCAGCUGUAGCCUUGUAUGUGCCAGGUAUGGUGCUAGGCACCAAAAGGGCCACAGAGGUGUUAUACACCAGGAUAUCAGGGAGUUCAUGACAUAGUGAGGGAAAGAAAAAGCUUAUGCAGUGUGUGUGUGGGACUUUAAGCAAACAUGAUGCAUAACAAUAAAAGGAAUGACUUUGCCUGCCCCUGAUGAAACUUCAGCAGGGCUAUGCCCUGUCUUGUCACCUUCAGGAAACAGCAGUCUUAUAGUCCUUUGCCCCUCUGAGUUACAACCACUGUCUCCUUUCAGGAGAAUGUCCAGUGUUAUAUCAUAAUCAAGACUUUGAACUUGAUGUGGCAUUACAUGUUCUUCCAUCUCCCCAGCCACCUGAGAAGGGAGAUGGGGUAGCUUUUCUCUCUCACUCUCUCUCCCCCAACCCCUCCUCUUCCCACCAGCAGGCGAAUGAGCUUCCUGCCCAUAGGAGAAAGGGUAAAAUCACAAGGUGGUGCCCUUGUCUCCAAAUCUCAAGGUCCUCUGGAUGGCAGGUGAGUAAAGGUGACUCUUGUGAUCAUGGGUGUUUUGGGUGUUCCUCAGAGAUCCUCCAAACUGGGGGCUUGUCCACCGUUCCCAGGACUCUGCCAUGUGGAGCCAUGGGAAUGUGAAGUUCACCUCACACUUCCUUUCAUCUGAGGUCACCGCACAGCCCCUACCAGCCCAGCCAUAUUGGGUGGGAUUUCAGAUGCCCCCACAAUGGCUGCCUUGGAGACUUUCCACUGGUCCUCAAGAAGCAACAACACUCCCCUUGCUCUGCCUUUGGUGGAGGGCAAUUCCUCCUCUCUCUCUGCCUGGCCCCAGGCUGCUUCGGCUCUCUCAGGCACUGGUCCCCGUAUUCCCCCAGAUACAGAGAACCCUCAUCAAGCUCUCAAGUGGCCACUGAAACCCAGGCUCUCUAGGGUCCAGCGUAUGGAAGCGACAGCCCCAUUUAAUUUCUCCUUUCCUCUUGUAGGCUUACAGCAUAGCCCUCUCCCAAGAAAUCAUCCAAAAAUUACCUCAACCAUUCUAUAGUCCCCAAGCUGACCAGGGGAGGGAGGACCAAGAAUCUUGAAACCUAAAUACUACAUUUGAUGAUCUCCUCAGACUUAUUUUGGGAUCUGAUAUCUCUUUAACAAAAAUUAUAAAAAUUGAGGCAAAGAGAGCCCAAUUUUUUAUAUAUUGUUCUGAUAAAUAACAGGUACCCUUAGAAGAAUGCAGACAAACACUCCUAUGGAAAUUUAAAGGAGCAUAAGACUUCUUCCAGUAUAGGGAGAGAACCAAGGAAGACUUCCUGGAGGAAAUGGCCAUUGAACUGGGCCUUGGACAUAUGGAGGUCAGGGAUGAGAGUAUUCCAGAUGAAGAGUCCAGCAUAGGGAAGGCCCACAGGCAGGAAUUGUGCUGUAUUAAUGCUGUCUUAGAGGCAUUUCCAUUGCCAGAAACAGAUACUCAAAUACUUCAAAGAGAGAGAGAGAGAGUAUUGAAAGAGUUUCUAUGAACAACUGUGGUUCUCAAAGUGUAAUCCCUGGGCCAGCAGCAUCGGCAUCACCUGGGAACUUGUUAGAAAUGCAGAUUCCCAGGCUGGGUGCAGUGGCUCACGCCUGUAACCCUAGCACUUUGAGAGGCGGGGUGGGUGGAUCACCUGAGGCUGGGAGUUCGAGACCUGCCUGACCAACGUGGAGAAACUCUGUCUCUACUAAAAAUACAAAAAGCCGGGCGUGGUGGCGCAUGCCUGUAAUCCCAGCUACUCGGGAGGCUGAGGCAGGAAAAUCGCUUGAAUCUGGGAGGCAGAGUUUGCGGUGAGCUGAGAUCACGCCACUGCACUCCAGCCUGGGCAACAAGAGCGAAACUCCACCGAAGAAAGAAAGAGAGAGAGAGAGAAAGAAAGAAAAGAAGAGAGAAAGAAAGAAAAAGAAAAAAAGAAAAGAAAGAAAAGAGAAGGAAAAAAAAGAAAAAAGAAAAGAAAAGAAAAAAGAAAAGGGCACAUUCACCAGAGCCUUUGAAUCAGAAAAGGACCCUCAGGGGCUGGUGGUAGCAGUCCUUGCACAGGCCCUCCAGGUGAUUUUCAUCCAGGGAAGCUUGUGAGCCCUUGAGAUGGAAUAUUCUCAGGAACCCCUGAGAUAUGUGAAGAACUGACGGCAUAGGCUAUUUCUAGGGAGGAAAUGGGGUUGCUGAGUGCACAGAUGAGGGGAGGUGGGAGACCUCUGUAAUUGUGUACCAUGUGCAUAUAUUACGUAUUCAGAGAAUAAUAAAAUAAUGUGUUUAAUCC
Molecule: messenger RNA, 4744 nt
Organism: Symphalangus syndactylus (siamang)
Lineage: Eukaryota; Metazoa; Chordata; Mammalia; Primates; Hylobatidae
Source: RefSeq, a predicted model, not a curated record